CGAGCUGGGUCGGAGGCUAACAGAAGAGAAGAAGAAGAACAAGAAGCGGAAGACAAGUCGACGCAAACAAACGUUGGAGCGUCAAGUUGCUGAGUCACCACAACAAUUUUAAGUGUCUUUGUGUUUGCAGUCUUCACUGACGGCGACAGUCCGUCAUAUGUCGUGCAAUGGACGACGUGGAGAUAACAGAUGUGGAUGAAGGCGACGUGGUGGUGGAGGUGGACAGAACGCCCCUCAAGAACCAGGAUCUGACUUCUGUUGGCGUGAUGGCUGCAGAGCUGCUGUCUGCGUAUGGAUGGUACCUGCUGGCGGCCCUGGUGGCGGUCUACCUGCUGGUCCACUACCGGAGCAAGAAGAGGUCCCGUCAGAGCCUCCAAGGCGUCGAGUCGUCGCACAUGCAAGACGCAGACGCGGUGGUGAGACGCCAGGAGGCCAUGGAGGCGUCUCGCAGGAGGAUGCAGGAGGAGCAGGAUGCCAAAGCAGCACUCUUCAGAGAGAAGCAGAAGCAGCAAGAGGAGGAGAAGAGGAAGCAGAAGAUUGAGAUCUGGGAGAGCAUGAAGCUGGGCAAGAGCUACAAAGGAGCUAGCAAACACUCGCAGAGCAGCGACGACGGCGCCUCGUCCAGCACGUUCGUCAAACCAAAGACGGACAGGAAGUCACUUCGCAGCUCUGACUACAACCCCCUGAGCGGUGAGGGAGGGGGCUCCUGCUCCUGGAGACCCGGCAGGCGGGGGCCGUCGUCAGGCGGAUGAGGUUAAAGAACGUCAGAGACGGCGGUCGGUCUGUCUGACCUUUGCCCUCUGACAUCCCGCCAUGCACACACCAGCUGACAGAAGCUCGCAGCCUCCUGGACUCGGACACGCGCCUCUUCUAUGUUAGCGUCCGGCACGCAGACGCUAACAUGUCCCGUCUUGUCAUCCGGGUCCUGGCGGGCAGCGGAAGCUUGCAAUGACGCCGCUCUCGUAAACGGUUGCUAACCAGCGAGUGCAGCUGAUGAACGUCAACGUCUGUUUUUUUUUUUUUUUUUAAUCUGUGUACCAAAACAUUGACAGAUGUUUCAUCGCAACGCUCUGACGUGAAAUGGAAAUGUAAUCAGGACUUAACAGCAAAAUAAACACAUCAGGUGCUUCUG
This is a messenger RNA of Dunckerocampus dactyliophorus (ringed pipefish), 1132 nucleotides long. It is a transcript of the gene selenos, whose product is annotated as selenoprotein S. Gene Ontology annotation, biological process: retrograde protein transport, ER to cytosol; endoplasmic reticulum unfolded protein response. NCBI's taxonomy places the organism in Eukaryota, Metazoa, Chordata, Actinopteri, Syngnathiformes, Syngnathidae. The transcript is spliced from 6 exons. Gene Ontology annotation, cellular component: endoplasmic reticulum membrane; Derlin-1-VIMP complex; Derlin-1 retrotranslocation complex. The record is from RefSeq and is a predicted model, not a curated record. Bases 168 to 752 code for a protein of 194 amino acids.